AUGUGGAAAAGGAAGCAGAGACGUGUAGGAAACUCACAGGAGUCUGGUCAGCCAAAGCCCAGCACCAGUUUUAUUUGGUGUGAACAUGGUGGAUGCUGCACACGCCUCUGGAAUGCAGACAAAAAGCUGAUUAGCGGGUCACAGCAUUUUGAAGUAAUUCUGCGGUGUCCAGUAGCGAGAGAUGUCUUUAAGGAGUUCCUGCAGUCUGAGUACAGCGAAGAAAACCUUAUGUUCUGGAUUGCCUGUGAGGAUCUGAAGAACGAAACCGACCCAUCAACUAUAGCUGAAAAAGCCAGGAAGAUUUAUGAAGACUACAUCUCCGUUUCUUCGCUGAAGGAGAUCAACUUAGAUUCACAAAUUAGGAAUGAUAUCAGCCAAAGCCUAGAAGAACCCAGCAGUAUGAUGUAUGAGGAGGCCCAGCAUCAGAUCUACAAUCUUAUGCGCAGAGAUUCUUUCCCCCCAGGGAGGGAAGUUUUCCUGGAGUUCUUGCGGUCUGAGUGCAGCGAAAACAAUCUUAUGUUUUGGAUCGCAUGUGAGGAACUGAAGACAGAAACUAACCCGUCAACUACUGCUGCAAAAGCCAGGACCAUUUAUCAUGAGUACCUCGCCAGGUUUUCGCAAAACAAGGUCAGCUUGGAUACACAGGUUCAUGAUCGCAUCUUGCAAAACCUGAAAGAACCCAGCAGUACGAUAUAUGACGAGGCCCAGCUUCAGAUCUACGAUCUCAUGCGCAGAGACUCCUUCCCCGGAUUUCUCAAAUCAUCUGUUUACAUCAAUUUUCUUAGCAAAAAAUCAAAAUUCCUCGACACUCAUGUAAACAAGUCCGACUUUUUUUCCUCAGAUUUGAGACAUAAACUCGAAUUCUGAAGAAAAAACGUUUCGUUUUCUCUAAUUGCGACUUUAUAUCACGCAAAUCUGACUUUGUAGGCUAACACACAAUUUUGAGAAAAAGGUAAGAACAGGAGUUUUUUUUUGGAUCUUUCAUCAAGGUUGUCCUAAAACCAAAACAUUACCCGUGCUUGUAAAAAUACAGUACGAUGUACCCUAGUAAUUAAAGGAAAUUUUCCGUUUUUGGUUUUUACAGGUGUUUUUCCGUAUUUUUGAAUUACGCUUUGCAUUGUGGGAACAAGAACGUUGGUGGCUUACAUAGGCGCGAAAACAGUGAAGAGGAGACGCGGAGAGUUUUUCGGUCAAAGUUUCAUUUUAAUGUCGGCUUUGGAAUUUGGGAAACGUUUUUCGUUUUCGUUUUUGGUAAACGAGUUAAAUGUCACAUAAAUUGUUUACGUAAGGUUAUUUUAGUUGCUGUCUGGCUUGUUUGGCAAAUGAACGUCGGAGCCGUCGCACUCAACAUUUCUCUGCAUAUCGUCAGACAUCUUCCUCGUGGAGUUUUCUGCCAAAUGAGGACGUGAUUGCUGCUGUACUGUGAAUCUCAAGCACACCUGCAUUCUUAUCAUGGGUGAUGGGCAGUUCAAGAUUGCUGUCAUAUCAGAAGUUAAUGACCACUGUUGUGGUUGUGAGCUACAAAUACCCAGAAGAGGCGGCACUUACAUUGGAAUUCAUACAGAAAGUUUUCCUGUGAAGAAAUCCUAAAUGAGGGUUGAGAUGAAGGCAACCAGUUGAUGGGCAGUUCAAGAUUGCUGUCGUUUGAGAAGUUAAUGAACAAAUCUUCUUUCCUGUUGCGGUUGUGAGCUACAAAAUACCCAGAGGAGGCGGCACUUACUCUGGAGUUCAUACAGAAAAUUUUCCUGUGAAGAAAUCCUGAACGUGGUUUGAGAUAAAGGCAACCAAGUGGCUAUGUAUUCCUCCAAGACUCUUGCAUGAACAGUUUUGAAAAUCCAUGUAAUAUUUGAGUUUUUAAAUUGAAAAAAAUGGCACUUGCAUUAAACAUGCAGUUAAAUGGGAAAUAAUACAUCCCCUAUAAUGAAUUGCAUCACUUCAGUGAUAUUUCUGUUACAGUGAACUUCAAAAUUCUGUUGUCAAGCCACUGGAGUCACAUAAUUUAUACCUUUCUGGACCUUUAAAAUGGUAGUUGCAUAGACAAUCAAUAGAGGGACAGACAGUACCCAGAUUUAACAAAAAAUACUCUUAAUUUGUGUUCUAAAAAUGAAUGAGUCUUAUGGGUUUGGAAUGGUAUGAGGGUGAGUAAUUGACUGAAUUAACAUUUUUGUGUGAACUAUCCCUCUAAACAAUAUUGUUUUAUCUUAUAAGAAAAAAAGUUUUGAAUCUUGACUGUUUUACAGUUUGAAGUUUAAAUUUUGUGACCACUUUUUAGUACAACACCUGUAUUGUACAGAUGCUCAUGUUUUCUUUUUUUUUUUUUUAAAUUCUGUCUGUUACUGUUUAAAGCUAAACUGUGUUUUUACAAUACAGGCAUUUUGCCUGAGUUGACACAUUGUUAAAUGAAUUUUUGAGUAUUUGAUAUUGUUUAGUCCUAACCCACUUAAGGCAAACAAAAGCCAUUGAAUGCACUUUUAAGAAUG
Molecule: messenger RNA, 2480 nt
Organism: Labeo rohita (rohu)
Lineage: Eukaryota; Metazoa; Chordata; Actinopteri; Cypriniformes; Cyprinidae
Product: regulator of G-protein signaling 17-like
Exons: 7
Coding region: 1-867 (288 amino acids)
Source: RefSeq, a predicted model, not a curated record